GGCGGCCGGGGGCCAUGGAGGCGGGCGGCGAGCGGCGGCGGCGGCGGCGGGAGGCGGCCCUGGUGGUGGUGAAGGCCGAACGGCGCAGCCCCCGCCGCUCCGCCUCCCGCUCGAAGCGGGGCAGCCAGUCGCCGCCGGCCGAGGAGCGGCGGGGCCCGGGCAGCCGCGGCAGGAGCAGCAGAUCGCCCAAGAGGAAGAGCAAGGCCGGGCGGAGGAGCCGGUCCCCGCGCGGCCGGAGGAGCCGCAGCCCGCACCACGCCGCCGUCAAGGUGAAGCAGGAGCGAGAGGAUCAUUGUCGUAGAGGGAACGAGGAGCGAAAGCAGAGACACUCGUCAGAGCAGGAGCACAGGAGGGAGAGGAGUGGUGACAGAGACAGACACAGAGACCACUCGGACAGGAGGAAGAAUCCAAACGAGAGGGGAGUCCGAGGCCAGGAGCGAGAGAGGGACGCUCAGAACCUCCGGGAGCAGCAAGCAGAGAGGGAGUUUUACAACGAGAGGAGGCGGGAGCAUCGGCCGAGUGCCGAGGGCAGCGGGGCGGAGCAGAACGCGGAGCUCAGGCCCCCUGACAGCAAACCUAGAGACAAAGCUGCCGCCAGCAAGGAGAAGCCGAGCUUUGAACUGUCGGGGGCGCUGCUGGAGGACACCAACACCUUCCGGGGGGUCGUCAUCAAGUACAGCGAGCCCCCCGAGGCGCGGGUGCCCAAGACGCGGUGGCGCCUCUACCCCUUCAAGAACGACGAGUUCCUGCCCGUGAUGUACAUCCACCGGCAGAGCGCCUACCUGCUGGGCCGGCACCGCCGCAUCGCCGACAUCCCCAUCGACCACCCCUCCUGCUCCAAGCAGCACGCCGUGUUCCAGUACCGGCUGGUGGAGUACACGCGCGCGGACGGCUCGGUGGGGCGCCGGGUGCGGCCCUACAUCAUCGACCUGGGCUCGGGCAACGGCACCUUCCUCAACAACCAGCGCAUCCAGCCCCAGCGCUACUACGAGCUGAAGGAGAAGGACGUGCUCAAGUUCGGGUUCAGCAGCAGGGAGUACGUCCUGCUCCACGAGUCCUCGGAUAAAUCCGAGGCCAACACCAAGGACGAUGACGAGGAGGACGAGAAGGAGGAAGAGUCUGACAGUUAACGGAUGAGGAGGAGACUGGGGAGGGGGGAGAGAAGAGGAAUUGUCUGCAGCUAAACAUGAGUUGGGAUGUAAACAAGGGAGGGUCACAGCACUGAUGCCUCUUGCUGCCUUAAAGUCCUUUUUCUGUUGCUGAUCUGUUCUGAUAGUUUGUUUUGGGGGACUUCAUGGAUUCAUCUUUGGUAGUUCUGUGUAUCAGGAAAUACAGAUCUUUGCUUUUUUGCUUUUUUCCCCCUUGAGAAGCAAAGGAGCACCUGGAUGUGAAAGCUCUGAUGCUAGAAGUAUUCAAGAAAUGCUAGAAUUAUUCAAGAAAUGCUGGAAAACUGUCCUAGGAACUGAUGUAAACCACAGCUGGCACACUUAAAUUUAUUUUUACUACCCUUUCAAAAUACUACUUAACUGAUGUCCUAGUCAGAAAGUAACCUGAUGUGUUUUGUUACACAUCUGGCUUGGAAGGGCUUUCCCACUUUGGCUGUUUGGAGCUGUGGGCAGGAGGGUUUACCAGGCUGCCCCACAGGCAGCAGAGUUGCCAGGGCCUGGUGCUCCUUGGGGGUCCCUUUGCCUUGGGCUGCCUUCCAGGGACGAGCAUUUUUCUGGGAUACUCCACCUGAAAAUUAAAGGUAAUUUGAAAUGCAAGUGAAGUAGUUGCUGGGGUUCAGGUGGCAGUUCUGUGGUGUCUCUGCCCAGCCGUGUUCCAGAGGACAGAGCUGAAACCCUCACUUGGUGUGGAGCCCCGGGCGCGACGCUGGGCCCGCUGAUCUGAUCCCAGCCCUGCCCUCUGAAUAACUGUUCCAUGGUUUUGUUUGCAUUACACAUAAAUUCCUUUUAUGUGGUGACAUGUUUUGACCAGAGUUUGCACUAUUUACGUUUCCUUCUCAUUAGAAGUUGAAGAAGUCCUUUGUUUAAAAUAGUUGUCUCCCCUGUGAAAAGCACAGUGCUUUAGGAAGAGAACAAACACUUCCACUCACUGGAGCUAACUUGCAUCUUGUGUAUUUUGAAUGUCUUCUCCCUGUGGUUUGCUUUAUGGUGUAAGAAAUGUGUAUUUCCCCCCGUUUACUGGUUUGGGGUGUUUGUUCCGUGCCCCCCACGAGGUCACGGGCAGGAACGUGGGUGGUGUAAAUAUGGGCAUUGCUGGAGGUUUUCAAACAGGCAGAAUUAGUUUUGGCUGGGAGGAUCUCCUUUAUACAGACUCCAGGGGUUUUUAAAUAAAGAAUUUGUAAAUUUA
This is a messenger RNA of Apus apus (common swift), 2352 nucleotides long. RefSeq names its product Smad nuclear interacting protein 1 (gene SNIP1). Gene Ontology annotation, molecular function: protein binding; mRNA binding. The transcript is spliced from 4 exons. Gene Ontology annotation, cellular component: nucleus. The record is from RefSeq and is a predicted model, not a curated record. Bases 15 to 1130 code for a protein of 371 amino acids. Gene Ontology annotation, biological process: miRNA processing. Lineage: Eukaryota; Metazoa; Chordata; Aves; Apodiformes; Apodidae.